Molecule: messenger RNA, 2669 nt
Organism: Anneissia japonica
Lineage: Eukaryota; Metazoa; Echinodermata; Crinoidea; Comatulida; Comatulidae
Product: sodium/calcium exchanger 3-like
Exons: 6
Coding region: 866-2653 (595 amino acids)
Biological process (GO): sodium ion transmembrane transport; cell communication; calcium ion import across plasma membrane
Cellular component (GO): sarcolemma; postsynapse; axon
Molecular function (GO): calcium:sodium antiporter activity
Source: RefSeq, a predicted model, not a curated record
GUUCUGGCUAUAUUGUGAGCUAUUGGAUGAGAUAUUGGCAUAAACACUAAGGAUAACCCACAAAAGUUUGAAGAAGACCUAUUUCCAGUAAGAGCCCUUCAGGUGGUGAUUGGGCAUACACCAGGAGAUAAUCCCCUACUCUUUUCCGAAGAGCGUACUAUGUUCUGUAACGUAACCAAUAGUUUUUAACAUCUAAUCUGAAAGACGUGUCCAGGAAUAAUAUCAGAAUCAGCUGGUGUGUUAAUUUUGUGGUAAAGGAUGCAGUCUUCCACAAACAGCCUAACUUUGGAUACAAUACCUAAAGGAAGAUCAUUUAUGAAGGCCAAGAACAACAGGGGGCCAAGGACAGUGCCCUGUGGAACCCCUGAGAUAUCCCUUUUGAUUGAAUGAUUGAUCCAUGGUAAUGUCCACCUUGAUGAUGUCAUCUUAGAUGGAAUAUAUUUAUCAAUGGUGUUCCGUAUUAAUGUUUAAGCUCAUCAACUAUUUGGUCAACAUUUAUUACUUCAAGAUGUUCAUAUUGAUAUCUCCGGACAACAGCAGUAGAAGCAUGCUAACGAGAUUUGUGACUCUGUGGUAGUGUUCUUACCUUGCAAUAGGACUGUGUGCUAUGAACAGCUAUUCAUAAUCAAAUGUACUGCAUUUAUAAAAUUUAUAAAUAAUUGAUAAAUGGAUUAAAGGAAGCCCUGCGUCUCAGACCACAUAACAGAUGCAAUCACACCUGCUGUUAUAAGAUGAGCAUAGAAGAUGCCUUGAUGUAAAACACUAACUGUCUGUAACUUUGUUUUAUUUGGUUAACUUCCUUGAGUUAACUAGCUUGUCUUGACUUUAUGCAGAAGUGAAUCUCAAGCAUUCCAGUAGUAGCAAGAUGGCGGUAGAUAUGUCUUAUCCUAGACAAGCUUUCUUAGGACUCUCAAAAGGAACUGCUCUAAUAAUUUCAUUAUUGAUACUAUGCUUGUUUCAAGUUGAGCUUGUUAACUCACAAACUACAGAAAACUAUGAGAACACAACUACGCCGCCGAAAACCUCAAAGAAGGUUGAGUGUAAAGAUGGUGUUUUUCUUCCAAUGUGGAAACCUGUUGAUGUUGCAACAUCAGAUAAAGCUGGACGUGCCAUCAUAUACUUCUUAGGUCUUGCUUUUAUGUUUCUAGGGGUGUCCAUUAUUGCUGAUAGGUUCAUGUCUGCAAUUGAAGUUAUUACCUCUAAAGAGAAGGAAGUUAGAGUAACACGGCCAAAUGGUGAGGAAGUAGUCAUCAGUGUUCGCAUUUGGAAUGAGACAGUUUCCAAUCUGACAUUGAUGGCACUUGGCUCAUCAGCACCAGAGAUCCUGCUAUCAGUCAUAGAGAUCUGUGGGAAUAAAUUUGAGGCUGGUGAGUUAGGUCCCAGCACGAUUGUUGGAAGUGCAGCUUUCAAUUUAUUUGUAAUCAUAGCAAUCUGUGUAUACGUCAUUCCUGAAGGAGAAGUUCGUAAAAUCAAGCACUUGCGCGUAUUUUUUGUUACUGCAACAUUUAGCAUAUUAGCAUACAUUUGGUUGUAUUGCAUAUUGAGGUACAUUUCAGAAGAUGUAGUGGAGGUCUGGGAAGCAUUGUUAACACUGAUGCUCUUUCCUGUCACUGUUGUAUGGGCUUAUGUUGCUGACAAAAGAAUCUUUUUCUAUCGCUUUCUUCGCAAAAAAUAUACCGCAGAAAAGAUUGUUCGUAGGGAAUCUCACAUGGAAAUGGGCGAAUCUGAUGCAAACCAUAUGAAAAUGAACCACGAAAGAUCGGACGGCAUAGGUUUUGAAGGCACUCAAGAUGAUGAAGCUUUGGAAAAAGACCUAGAAGAGAAGAGAAAAAACUUUGUUAAAUUACUACAGGAAUUGAAACAAAAGCAUCCUGAAGCAGAUCUCCAAACCUUGGAGCAGAUGGCAAACUACGAAGCUCUUAAUCAGAAGCAGAAAAGUCGUGCGUUCUAUCGCAUCCAAGCCACUAGGAAGAUGUGCGGUGCUGGAAACAUUCUUAAAAAGACCCUGGAUAAUAAGCGGGCCAGUAUUGCAGAAGUAAAGAUAGAGAUGGCGCAAGAGGAUUCAAUUACACGGGUAUUUUUCGAUCCAGCAUCCUAUACUGUGAUGGAAAAUGUUGGAAGUUUUAGUAUUAGUGUUGUGCGACAAGGAGGAGAUAUGAAUAAUACAAUCUAUGUGGACUAUAAGACCUCUGAUGGCACUGCUAAUGCAGGGUCUGAUUACCAUUAUGCAGAAGGAACACUUGUAUUCAAGCCAGGUGAAGCGCAGAAAGACAUAUAUCUGACCAUAAUUGAUGAUGAUGUCUUUGAGGAGGAUGAACAUUUUUUCUGUAACCUUGACAACAUACGUGUAGGGACUUCAGAGGGAAUGUUUGAUAGUAAUCCGUAUGGACCAUCUGCUGAGCUUGUGGAACCAACAAAAUGUCAGAUUACAAUCCUAGACGAUGACCAUGCUGGUAUAUUCCAUUUUGAGGAGAAAGAGAUAAAUGUUUCAGAGGCUGCUGGUGUAGCCCAGUUCAAGGUAGUCCGUUCCUCAGGUGCCAGAGGUGUUGUCCGUGUGCCAUUUAGGACCAUAGAAGGAACAGCUAAGGGAAAUGGAAAGGACUUUGAUCACAUCCAGGGCGAAGUAGAAUUUCAGAAUGAUGAGGUUUGUUAGUGCUAUCACUAUGAAA